Racocetra fulgida is the source of this 948-nucleotide messenger RNA. The record is from the annotation of a GenBank genome assembly. Lineage: Eukaryota; Fungi; Glomeromycota; Glomeromycetes; Diversisporales; Gigasporaceae.
AUGCAAAAAUAUAUAGUAGCUAGUCGAAUAAAUGUUGCACCUGGUGCAGGUGUAGCUACUUUAACUGCUGUUCGAACAAUUGGUGCUGGAAAUGGUGGUAAUCAGAUUGGUGGUUUGAAUACUGCAGGAGAAUUUCGUAACAAAGCUAGAGCAGAAAUUGUUUUUGGUCAACUCAUGCAGGAGGAUAUAGGUGUUGAAGAGUUCUCCACUCGAAUCAAAAAGGUUGGUAAAUUGGCUGGAAUGACACCCGAACAACAAAGAGAGCAAUUUAUUUGUGGCUUAAAUCCUAUGAACCAAUAUAAUAUUCGAAUGAUGGCUAAAUUUGAGGAUACUCAGGAAAAUAUCACAAGAGCCUUAGCUGAAGCAGAAAAAUUUACACUUUCUCAAAGAAAUGCACCAUCUUCUCUUCCUGUUUUUCCGGCAGCCAACCCCUACAUAGACACUAACAAAUUGGGAAUGACUAAAACUGAAAUCGUGGAUUUGAUAAAAACCGCAAUGACAUUCUCAGAAUCUCAAACAGCUCAACAAAAUGCUGAUUUGCAGUCUACCAUUAAAUCCUUGCAAGAGACUAUGUCUCGAGCGACUAAAACUCUAGAUAAUAGUAAAAAAUCAUCUAAGAAGAGAGCAAAAGAUAAUGCCAUUAAUCGCUUUUUGAGUGACUUACUAAGAAAAAAUUCAGGUAAACACCCUGCUGAUGAAUAUGAUCAUGAUUCUAUAGAAGAUAUUUCAGAUAGUUUAGCAGGAUUAACAUUAAAUAGUGUCAUAAAAACUGCUGUUAAACAGGAAACUAUUCGUAAAGUCCUCCAAAGUGAACUUAAAUUAAUUUUUCCUGAUUAUUUUUCCCAAGACUCUAUUAAAGCUAAUAUACCGAAUCAAGCGCCUCUAAUCCAGGAAAAGAUAGAAUCUCAAAGCAAUACUUCUCUAAUUACCAAGGUGUUAAAAUAUUAG